CCGCUCAGUGAUAGCGACCUUGUCGAAGCAUUCCCACCGUGACCGUUGUAGACGAACUGCCUUGAGAGGAAGGUCGACAUCCCAUUUUCGGAACUUGAACGUGCUCGCUUGUGUUUAGCAGUGUAAUGCGUCGACCGAGUCGCCUUCAACAUAAUCUGAGUGAAGAUUAGAAAGACCGAGGGAUGUUGUAGCACUUCGUAACAGACGUUACACCUGUCGGACGAGGAUGUGCGAAAUCUCAUGAGAAUCGCAGAAUUCAAUUCUUAGAUCCUGGCAUGAAAGAAGAGACAAACUCUCUUGAAGGAAUCCAUCUAGUUUAGCAAUUAAAAAAGUUUCACAAAGAGAAUAUUUCUUUUCCCUUCUCUAGUAGCAGUUUUGUAGAUUGCAAUCUUAACUAAUGGGGUCGAGGGGGGACGGCAGCCUUCUGGGGCGGGAGCUAUGGCCUCCCCCAUCUGAUGCGAUAACCAAGCUUCGAUUCUCUAGCUUUAGCGACCGUCUCCUUGUUUCUUCUUGGGAUUCUAAGUUGAGGUUGUAUGAUGUCUCUGCCUGUGUGGUUAGGGCAGAAUUCAGUAGCAAAGGACCUGUCCUCGACUGUUGCUUCCACAAUGACUCUUCUGGUUACAGUGCAGGUGCUGACCACAUUCUUUGCAGGUAUGAUUUCAACACUGGUGCAGAGACUUCCCUGGGUUCGCAUGACUCUGCUAUUACCUGCCUGGACUACUCCAAUGUUUCUGGCCAGGUCAUAAGUGGGAGCUGGGACAAAACGUUACGGUGUUGGGAUGCAAGGAGUCGUACUCUUGUUGGAACACACGUACAGCCUGCUCGAGUGACGAGCAUGUCUCUUCUUGGAAACAACUUGGUGGUUUCCACCAUAGGCCGCCAUAUUUUGGUAUACGAUAUUCGAAAAAUGUCAGAGGCUGAGCAAUCAAGUGAAACUCCUCUCAGAUUUCAGGCGCGUUCUGUCUGUUGCAAUUCUGAUGGCACAGGUUUUGCAAUUGGAUCUAUAGAUGGCCGCGUCAUUAUUGAUUGGUUCGAUCCUUCUCACGCUCAAGCCAAAAAGUACCUUUUCAAGUGCCAUCCUAAACCCGCAGCUGGGCCAAAAAUAUUUCAUCCUGUUAAUGCUCUGGCAUUCCAUCCGCUGUAUGGAUCACUUGCUACUGGUAGCGGCGAUCGUCAUGUCAACGUCUGGGACGUUCAUAUCAGGAAACGUUUGUUUCAGUAUUCCAAGUGCCCAAGUUCCAUUACUUCUCUGGCUUUUAACAGUGAUGGUCAUCUUCUGGCUGUGGCAUCCAGUUGCACCUUCGAGGAGGGCGAAGAGUCGAAUAGUCCCAUCAAGAUAUACGUGAGGAGCGUAAAUGAUGCAGAGGUAAAACCCAUUCGGAGAACCAAACAGUAGCGACGUCGUAGAUUACACGGUAUGAGCCCUUCUCAAUGAGGUGCUCGGACUCCAUACACUGACAGAUAUGAAAGAACAUGAACCAGCUACAUCCGACCUGCGUGGACAGUCACGAGACGGAUGUUCUCGAUGCCGUCUCCAACCUCUUGCGUGGAUUAUCUUCAGCUUCAGUCAUGAUAUGGCUAGGGACUUUGUGGGUCAACUCCUUGUUGGCUUUGUUGGGAUCAGGCACGCAUGAUUGGAGAACGAAGUUGUACUCCUGGCUGGGGACUUCUGCCUCAACAGUAAACAGAUCACCAGGGUUAUCUUUUAUUCACGGCUUCCUUAGAGGAUUAUUGCCUGGCACAUGCCCCUCGUAACAGAGCCUUGUGCGUGUGUGUGUGGUUGCACUAUAUAUAUAUACAUAUAUAUAUGGACUGAGAAAAGCGCAACAAAUUCAUUUGAAAUCACAUUUUAGACAACCCCGGGAUUACAGUGCUUCAGCGUUCAGCCAUAGCACAUCUCGUAUUGAGAUCCGCUAUGUAGUAAAAGCAGAGAAGAAAUGGGCUAAGACAAAAAUGGCUCGUCACAAAUGGGGUUGUCAUUACUCUGAAAUUUGAAAAUGCCCGCUACAAUGGUGUAGGCAUUUCAGGAAACUAGCUUCACCUCUCAUUCAUUGUUUUGAAAGAGUUUUUAGAACCGAGUGAGUCCGUGUAACAUAAUUCCUUGUGAACAGA
Messenger RNA from Physcomitrium patens, 2112 nucleotides. Its product is annotated as mitotic checkpoint protein BUB3.1. The record is from RefSeq and is a predicted model, not a curated record. Gene Ontology annotation, molecular function: protein binding. Lineage: Eukaryota; Viridiplantae; Streptophyta; Bryopsida; Funariales; Funariaceae.